AGAGAAGCAAUUUACAGAGCAUGCGCACUACGAAACCAUAAUAAAUACGUCUGAAUCAAACCAAAUAGCGUAGCUAACGCAAAAUCCUACGCAUAAUUUGUUUUCUAAAGCUCAUGCUUGAUUUGAAUUAGAAUAUUUACGCUGGUUUUUACGUAAGAGCUUUUGUGAAUGCUUCCUGUAACGUUCUACACAGAAAAUAUUAGCAUUAUUGUCUUAGUCAAAGCAGACAUGAAGAAUAAAGAUUGACUUAACUUCACCACUGUGUGCCAUGGAGUUUCUCCCAGUGCUUGACCCGCUUGAUAGACCUAAAGAAGGAAUCUGGUAUUCAUUGAUACCAAGUGGAAGCACCCCAGGGGUUGGUGUGGGUCAUACCUGCACGUUUGUUCCCUCUGAAGAUGGAGGAAAAGGAAGAAUAGUUAUUGUUGGGGGAGCUAAUCCCAGUGGCAGUUUUUCAGAGUCAUAUGCUAUAAAUCUAGAUAAUCAUGAAUGGAUCACAUCCGACUGGAAAGGUUUAGAAGCCCGAUAUGAACACUGCAGUUUUGUGUCUGAAAGCUGUCCACAGUGCCUGUGGGUGUUUGGUGGGGCACAGCAGACGGGGAAUCGCAAAUGUAUCCAGAAACUACAGCUUUCUGACAAGGAGCCUCAGUGGAAAAAUGUAGAAGCAAAAGGGGAGCUUCCCAGUCCCAGGACGUACCACACCAGCUCAGCCUGCAUAGGGGACAAACUGUAUGUGUUUUCUGGUGGGGAAGCAGGCGCUGCACCCGUCUCAGACACCAAACUUCAUGUGUUUGAUACAGUUUCUUCCACUUGGUUUCAACCAGAAACACAAGGUGGGCAACCGGCGUCCAGACACGGACACGUCAUAGCUGCUGUUGGCUCGAAGAUUUAUAUUCAUGGAGGCAUGGCUGGAGAUAAGUUCUUCAGUGAUAUGUAUUCUCUUGACUCAUGGAUCAUGAAGUGGGAGAAAGUGCAGUCAAAAGGAGAUAUCCCACCAGCCGUUGCAGCCCAUUCGGCUGUGGUACAGGGUGCAAACGUCUAUAUAUUUGGAGGGCUGACUGUAGACGGCGCCGUCAACUCAAUGUACAGAUUUAAUACUGAUAAGAGCAGAUGGACCCUAAUGAAAUUUGGAGAUUUGCCACCAAACCGCCUGGACCACUCCAUGUGUUUAUUGCCAUGGCAGUUGUGUAGGGAGAGGAAUGCAGAUGGGACGCAGACCAACAGUCCAGACUUUGAAACCAUCAAUCUGGCUUUUGCAUUUGGAGGAAUGGACACCCACGGCGUUAUUUAUAAUGACUGCAUUGUGACCGUUGUCAAGUAAACUUUUGCCAUUCAAGGUUCAUGUCAGUUCCUGCAAAUUCCAGAAGUCACUGAUUUUUAGAGCUGCCUGUAUGUUUAACUCUUGACAGCUUUUACAUGUAGGUUUCAAAUUUCAAUGUACAACUUUCAGUGUUACCAGAAGUCUUUUAAACUAUUCUCACCAUUAGAAUUCUAAUUUUCUCCAGGAUGACAGUUUCAAGUAGAAUUCUAUUCUGUUGCAAAUGUCAUUUUUAAUCAUUUCGAUCCUAUUAUGUUAAAUUUGAAUUUAAAGCCAUAAGUUAACUCUGUGCCAACCCUGAAUUUUGUGUUGAAGGAAAUCCUAUCCAACAAGUAUCAAAUUAAUGCAGCAUGAGACCACCAGCUAAUAGUUUGUAUGAAACAUUUAUUUCAGUGUCUUUCCAGAAGUACAAUAAAUAACUUUGAGCAUU
This is a messenger RNA of Poecilia reticulata (guppy), 1745 nucleotides long. RefSeq names its product Rab9 effector protein with kelch motifs (gene rabepk). The record is from RefSeq and is a predicted model, not a curated record. Lineage: Eukaryota; Metazoa; Chordata; Actinopteri; Cyprinodontiformes; Poeciliidae. Gene Ontology annotation, molecular function: protein binding.